Molecule: messenger RNA, 2261 nt
Organism: Amphibalanus amphitrite
Lineage: Eukaryota; Metazoa; Arthropoda; Thecostraca; Balanomorpha; Balanidae
Product: inositol polyphosphate 5-phosphatase E-like
Exons: 11
Coding region: 55-2037 (660 amino acids)
Biological process (GO): phosphatidylinositol dephosphorylation
Molecular function (GO): phosphatase activity
Source: RefSeq, a predicted model, not a curated record
AGAGCACGGGGGAGAAGAGAGAUACCACUAGAUAUUAUAUCAUCCGGUCUAGAGAUGUCCAAGCGAAAAUCCUUGGCACGAUUAGCACUUGAAAGGUCCCAGUGCAGCCAAGAAGCCGCAGAAGAGCCCCUGCACCGCUCGUCGUCAAACGCCCGGCCGCUGAGCCAGCUGGCUGUGGUCGAGGGUGUGCGGGGAGACAGCGGCGCUGAACGGGCCGCCGAUCGGCAGCCGCUGCCACCCUCCGGCGCCAGCAAUGGAGCGGCGCCGCAGCGGCACCUCGCAGUCAUCCGGCGGCGGCCGGCCAGGAGCAGUGGGGAACAACGCAUACAGCCGGGUCCCGCAGCUGCGGCGGCCACCCACAACAGCCGGCACUCCUACCCGUCCGCAGCGGGCCAGCACAGUCACAGCCGAGUGGGGCCUCCUGCCGGCGACAGUCGACCUCAGAGGCCGGCCAGGGAGCGUCUGCAGCGGUCGGCGGCGGAGCGGAGUCCGCUGGUGGACGUCGGCAGUCCGCCGUCGGCCGUCGGCAGUCCGCCGGUGGCCGUCGGCAGUCCGCCGGCGCUGUCGCUCAGUCCGCCCGUGGACUCGGACGGGCCCGCCGCGCCGUGCGCCGAGAACGGUCGGCCGUGCGUCUCGCCGUCGGCGAGCAGCGGCUCGUCGGCCGGCAGCGGCGACGGCAGCCAGUCGGGUCUGCUCACUGCACGCGCCAUGCACCAUGCACACUCGACCAACGACCUGCAGGGCCGGCCGGCGGACAGCAGUCCCGGCCCGGCCUGUUGCGAGCCCAUGAACGCCGGACACAGAGCCAGGUCGUUCCCGACCGGGCUGGCGGGCAGCGUGGAGACGCUGAGCAGCUGCUCGGAGCCGUCUGCCGGCAGUCCGCUCAGCGGCAUCACCGUUCAAAAGGCCCGCAGCAGGGGCUACCUGGUGAACCAGACGGGCAGCGCGCUGCUGCUCUCUGCCGAGGAGCUGGACGCCAGCCUGCCACAGAGACAGCUGCACGUGCUGGUCGGCACGUGGAACAUGAACGCCAAGGAGCCGCCGGCUUCUCUGGACGACCUGGUGCUGCCCGACUCGCUGGCGUUCGUGCCCGACCUGGUGGCACUGGGCACGCAGGAGUCGCACGCCGACCACCGCGGCCUGCUGGUGAGGCUGCAGUCCACGCUCGGCCCCAGCCACGUGCUCUUCCACUCGGCAUCGCUGGGGACGCUGCACAUCUGCGUCUUCAUCCGGCGCGACCUCGUCUGGUACUGCUCAGUUCCAGAAGAGGCGAGCUACAGCAUACGGCAGCCUACGGCCAUCAAGACAAAAGGAUGCGUCGCCGUCGGGUUCCAGUUUUUCGGGACCACCUUCCUACUGCUCACCUGCCACCUGACUGCCCACCUGGAGAAGCAGAACCAGCGGAUAGACGACGUGCGCCGCAUCUGCGCCGCGCUCGACCUGCCCCAGGCCAUCCCCAGCCGCAGCAGCAGCAGAGACGUGACGGAGCGGUACGACAACGUAUUCUGGUUCGGCGACCUCAACUUCCGCCUGCACCAGAGCCGGCCGCGCGUCAUCGACACCAUCGUCGAGAGCUCCAGCACAAUCCUGCUCCGCGAGCGAACCAUGUCCGAGGCGUGUAUGCGCAGUCUGCUCGAGUGGGACCAGCUCAACCACGCCAAACACAAAGGUCGGGCUUUCGAGGGCUUCAACGAAGGCGACAUCUCGUUCCUGCCCACCUACAAGUACGACCCGGGAACGAACACGUUCGACACGUCACACAAGCAACGCAUCCCCGCCUACACGGACCGGAUCCUGUUCAAAAGCCGGCGCGACGGCGUGCGGUGCAUCAAGUACGAUUCUGUUCAGCCGUUCAGUACGUCGGAUCACAAGCCUGUGUGGGGGCUGUACCAGUGUCGGAUACGGCCUAGUCUCGACAGCAUACCGCUGGCGGCCGGCCAGUUUAACCGGGCCGUGUUCCUGGAGGGACUGCGGCGCCGGGCGCGCCACCUGCCGGCCAGACGGGUCUCUGACGGACGGCCGUGCAGCGUCCAGUAGCAGAGAACGGUGCCCAGUAGCGGCGACACACCUGCCAUCUGCCGACCGAACGGAGCAGCGAGCAACCGCACAACGCCCGACCUCCAGCUAAGUGACUUUGAAUAGGUGGUUAUUUGUAUUGAUGCGGCAAGGGAGGGGCUAGAAUCGCGCGAGUGAGUGCAAGACCGCGGUUUCUUCGCGGUUUCUUCGCGAUCUUGCUGGUCGGUGAAUGAUGAUCUAGUCAU